This is a messenger RNA of Alligator mississippiensis (American alligator), 8763 nucleotides long. RefSeq names its product suppressor of cytokine signaling 1. Gene Ontology annotation, cellular component: phosphatidylinositol 3-kinase complex. Gene Ontology annotation, biological process: phosphatidylinositol phosphate biosynthetic process. Bases 872 to 1582 code for a protein of 236 amino acids. The record is from RefSeq and is a predicted model, not a curated record. NCBI's taxonomy places the organism in Eukaryota, Metazoa, Chordata, Crocodylia, Alligatoridae. The transcript has 3 exons. Gene Ontology annotation, molecular function: 1-phosphatidylinositol-3-kinase regulator activity.
ACCGCGCGGUGGGAGCAGCCCCCGGGCCCGCCCGGGUCCUGCUUCGUUGGGGGCCUCGAAAGGGCUCCUCGUUCGGCCCCUGCUGCAUCCUCCCGGCCGGGGCAGCUCCGAAGACGCAGCCUCCUCCCCUCUCCGGGCCGCCUGGUCCGCUGCCCUCCUGGCCGGAGACUUCUUGCUCGCGUCCAGCCUCAGCUUCCCCUGCUGCAGCGCGAGCCCGUUGCUCCUUGCCCUGGCAUCUGCCGCCACUGAGAAAACCAGCGGUGCUCAGCCCUGGACAGCUUGGAGGAGGCGGCCCUUGGAAAACGCCAGCUCGGAGUUUCCAUUCGUUUUUUUGGACCACAGAGCAAGACUCGAGCCGCUUUUUCCAGAGGCAGAGAGCCCAGCCAGACCGCAGCUCUCGCAUGCCUCUUCGCAGCCUCCUGCUUGGGUUCAUCGCGAGUCGUGUUUGCCAACCCGAUGGGGCUGACCCCCCGCAGCCCCCUUGAAAGGCUCUCGAGGCAUCCCCGGUGAACCACGGCUUUAAACUAAAGAGAUUUGGACUCGGUGCGAGCUCAGAGGCUGCCCUUUACUCUAAAAACGAGGGGACUGCAGUUAUUGCAGGCACUUCAGUGUGGGUUUGAGAGACGAUCUGAAUGAUCGCUGCUCACAGCAUGAGCAGCCUCAAGCAUCAUUUAAAAAAAGAAUCGAGAAGAUCUAUUCUCUCUUAAGUCUUUGGAAAAAACUGGAAAGGGCUGUGCUGGCACUCUCAGAAAUGGACAAUCCUGGGCCUCGUGUCCAAGAACUUAGGAAUGACGAGCUGAAAGAGGCUGGGUGCAAAGAAGAGAGCAUGUUAAAGAUAGCAGCUUUCUGGGACCCAUGGGCUCUUUGAGAGAUGAUCAGAGGGAGGCCGGAGGAUCUGCAGAACACACACCGGAGCAUUCCUCAUCCGCAAAGGCAGCAUCAGAGCACUCUCCCUGCCCCAGCAUCAUCCAGGUUACCCACACGCUACCGGGUUUUUCGCAGCUGUGAGUGGGAGGUCCUGGAGCGAUCACUCAAUAUCUUACAGGCCAGCGGCUUCUACUGGGGUCCCUUGUCUGUGAGUGAGGCGCAUGCCAAGCUACAACAGGAGCCAGUGGGGACUUAUUUGGUGCGGGACAGCGCUCAGGGGAACUUUCUAUUCAGCCUGAGUGUUCGGAUGCCGUCGGGCCCAGUCAGCCUCCGGAUUUCUUUCCAGGAGGGCUACUUCUGGCUCAGGGACUGGUCCUCAGACUGCGUUGUUACGCUGCUGGAGAUAGUGGUGGCAGGAACUCGGGCCAACCCUAUCCAUUUUGAUGAGAUGGGGGGAACCCCCCUGGUGUUCGCUGAACCCCUGCGCAGGCCAUGCAGGACUGUGCCCACAUUGCAAGAACUCUGUCGCCAAAGUCUGGCUGCUCACACAGAGACCAGAGAGUGCGCAGGAUAUGCAAGCACAGAGAUGUGUAUAAGGGGGGCAGUUCCUUUUAAUUGUGGGAGGGGGUGGACCAGGGUGCUACCCAGAACCCGAUGCCUACAUGGACAGGGAGAGAAGCGUGUGCAUGUGGCAAACCAAAGUAAGCACCCCUAACAUGGACACAUGAAUUAGAUCCGUGACAUUUUAUGGGAGCGUACUUUCUGCUAGGGGAAAGAUAAAAUCUGCACAUCAGUUAGCGUUUUAUAACCUUUCCCUGUGGUAGAGUAGAACUGCCUCUCAACCACAGGGGGAUCCUCCAGCCCAGCACUUUAUUCCAAUUGUGAUUGCAAUGCAUAAGCUUGAGAAGCAGGAUGAGAUGUCCAUCCUUCCAGUUCACCCUCUUCCUCCUACUUUCCAAAGUGCCUAAGCUAAUUCUUGCUGACCAUCUACCCUCAUGAAAAGGUCCAACUGAAUUUUAUACUUUGACAAGUGUCAGUUCAGUCUGAAUAUGCAUAGAACUCCUACGCUGAUCUGAUACCAAAGCAGCUUGGCUGCAUGUGUGGGAGUGAGACUUCAUGACCAACAGCCUUCCCUUCCCUGCACCACAGAAGCAUAAUACAUGCCAAAAACCUCUCUGAUAUUUGCACUGGAGCAAAGAGUUGUAGGAGUGUACAGUAGAUACAAGGUUCCUCCAGCUUCUGCAUUGUUUUAUUGGAAGCUGGACUGCAGGGCUUCAUUUCUUUUGAGUGUAGGUGGGAUGUAUUCUACUUGGACCAUAUUAUAUUUCUAUCAGCCAAAUCUUGGUUUGUAGAAGUCCUGCUUGUUGGAUUAUAUGGGAAGAUGUGCUUAAAGCACCAUCUUGUAUACUCUUCUGGUGGUAUACUGCUGCCCUCUGCAGGCUGUAAAAGAACGCUCUCAGGGUUUAGGCUUUUGUCUUCGAGGCAGAGGAAAGGGCCUUAUAAAAAACAAUAAAUAAAUAAAAUAGUAUGAAGGUGUUUUUUUUUAAAGUCCUUUUCCAAAACAACAGGGCUCCCAGCGAAUGUAAGCAUUCCCUGCAGUGUUGGAAGCGCAAAGCUGCUAGCAUGCAAGAAUCAGAGUUAAGUUGAUUAACUUGAGUUUUACUGUCAAGGCCAGUUUGAACACGCAAAUUGGCAUUGAUUUGAGAGAAGUGAAUUUACUUUUUAUUUUUCAGUGGAAUAAUCAAAGGUGUUUUUCAAAACACAGGUACUAGAGGGGAGGGUGUUUUCUUAAUAUGAUAGGUCCUCCAUUUUGAACCGUUGUUUACUGCACUGAAAGGCAAGCCAGGUGCUUGAUGGAACAGCUAGUGGGGAAUGCUGCAAAGUGUCUGCAGUAUAGAAACAUGGUAACAUAACUGAUGAGGGUGAAAGAGAACUACAAAAAUAUAUAUUGUAUAGAAGCUUGGUUCAUAUCAGUGAUAUCAGAUUUAAGUUAUGCCUCUGAAAUAUGCAUGGACUUAACCAGGAGUGUCCAGAGAUGAGGAAUAUUUUCUUCCAAGUAGCUAGAAAAGGUCCUUCCCCUUCCUCCCCCACCCCUCUCCCCAGUGUUGUUAUAACUAGUGGUUCAACUCUUGGGCUUCUGAUCACUUCAGAGUGAAUAGUGGCCUGCAGGCCCCCUCCCUCCCAUUUUGUUUUGUUUUUUUAAACCUGUGAAAUUAGUACAGGGGUGGGCAAUUAUUUUGGCUAGAGAGCCACUUAAUGAGUUUUGGUGUCCUCUUGAGGGCCACACUUAACCCACCCAGAGCUGUAGCACACUCCAAUCCCUUCCCCAACCCAGAACCUGCUAGCUGUGCCCACAGUUUAUGCCACCACCCACCUGGUGUGGAAGCAGCUCCUGAUGGGUGCUGGCAUCAGCUGUGGACAUUGCUGGCUGGUUCUGGGUGGGGAUCAGGGCAUCUACCAGGUCCACAGCUGACUCUGUUGUAUCGGCGCUGGGCGGAAGCAGUCCUACCUGCCCACCUGGCAUGAUGGAAACAGCCCCAACUGUCUGGCAUCAGGUAGAUCACAGGCUGGAUCCCAUGAAUUGAUGGCUGGCCACUCAUGGGCCAGAUAUCAGUUGGCGGGCUGGAUCUGGCCUGCAGGCCAUAUGUUGCCCAACCCUGAAUUAGAAUGUCCUGUUUGUCAACAGCACAACCAAAGCAUCUAGGCUAUGGGAGGGGACUGGCUGCAAAACAGAUGGCCAGGAAGCUAGACUAGCAGGAUACCACUGCAGUCAUAUUUUGUGCCUUUUGCAGAACUCCUAGGCCUGUAAUGCUAGCAUGUUAGGGGGGCCUUGGGCAACACGUCCACAGCAGGAGCACUUCACUGGUGUUUUAUGCCAGCAAAAUCCUCCUAAUACAGAUGCAGCUGUACUGGCAAAGUUGCACUUUUUUUACUGAUAAAGGAAGACAAACCACCUCCUACAAACAAAAUGGUUAAUACUGGUAAGAGUGCAGUUUCUUUGGUUUCACUGUGUCCUCAUUAGAGGCCACUGAUAGCUCAGCUUUGUCUGGAAAUCUCACCUCUAGACGAUUUGAAAUCUGUAGCGUCACCCUGGCCUCGGGCACUUUCUGAACAACUCCCUGACCUAUGGAUGCCACACUGCUCCGUUUUGUGCUGUACAUUCCCCCACACUCCUCACUUCCCUUAAAGACAGAUAGUAAAUAGUCCUCCCUGCCUGCACGGCAUUUCACUCCCUUCCUUUUUUGCCCACCACAAAUACAGCGCUUGAGGUAUGCAGCUGCAUUUCUCAGUCAGGAACUGACUGACUUCUUUCCAGUUAGUAACUAAGCACAGGAAUGCUUCUGUUUUUAUGAUGGUGGUUAUACCAUACGGGGGAAGAGCCAUCCAACUGGAUUGCUUUGACCUGUCUGUGAACUGUUCUUACUUUAGUUUUAAAACAAGCACGUUGGGUUUGUGCAGCUAAUAGCACUGGAACCAUUCCACUGUUAAUGGUCAGGGUUGCCCUCUCUGAAAAUACACUAACAGGGAAGAAAAUAUUUUAGCUUUUAAUAAAGUGAUGUUUUUGUAUUCUUUCUCUUGUUUUUGUGCUUGAAACUAAAAUUGUGCAGCAUGCCUUCAUCUCUGUAUCACAAAUAACUUAACUUAAUUCCUGUAUAUCCCCUAGUAAAUUGGCUUGAAUUCUGUGGGUAAAAAGCAACUUGUCAGAGCUAAGUAUUGUUUUGUAGCUAAAGCUUAAAAUGAGAGAGCUGUUUGUGUUUGGCCCUGAUAAUAUGAAGGAAAAAGUAAAUUGAAUUGGAUGAUGGAGUGAAGAAAUCCAUUUUGGGAGAACUAAGAUGUGAAGAACGUGUUGCAAAACCUUUUGAUUCCAAGUUGUCAGUGAUUGUUCCUUUUUUUUUUCAGAAUUAUGGGGAGGAAAAAAAAAAACUAUGGGAGAAACAUGGACUACAUGUAUAAAAACACAGUUGUUUACUGAUGGGAGGAUUUAAACUUUUGUUUCUGUAAACCUAGUUUUGUUUUGCUGCUGUUAUUCAGUGGGAGAUAUUUUGCUAAAGCAACCUGCAUGUAUAUAUGUCCCCUUUCCAUGAAGGAGAAGCUCCUUCUGGCAUGUCCCAAAGUACUUCUUUGGUGGCUGGUAAGAGUGUGUUAUUUUUUGAGUGUCUUUACUCUGUGCCCCCGGUGCACUAUUUGGGGAAUAGGAAAACAUGUUUGCAUCAUAACAAGGUUGGUUAUGAGUCUUGACUGGCUCACUUCACUCUGAAGAAAUUAUACAAGUGCACAUACAGAUUUUUACAAUGUUCUUGCUAACAGCAAAACUUGAAAAGUUGUUUAGUCUCGUGAGAGAGGCUCUGCCUAUCAGGCCUUGAAGUGAUGGAAAUUGAGUCCCAACAUGCCACAGGCACAACACAGGAAAUGGGAAGUUUUAAUCUGACUCUCACUAACCCCCUUUUAACAAUGCUCUCGAGUCUCGCUGGUUAAUUUUCCCAGAAUCCUUGCUUAAAACUUCAUAAGUUAAUAGCUUCCUUAUGUAUGCAUGUGUGUGUGCACAAUAGGGGCCCUGCGGCUGAUGGAUCUUGUAAUAUAUGACUACCUCCGAUUUAAAAAAAAAAAAAAAAAAGUCUGUAUUCCAUUAUGAUUCUGCUUCAUCAGACUAGAAGCCAUCUAAAAGUGCAGACAUGUGUGAAUGCACUUCAAAAACUGCAUGAUAUUUGGGCCUGUUGGAUGCUUGCAACUGGACUUCUUUUAAGCAACUAGGUUUUGAAAUACAACUUCCUUAUGAUCUCUGACCUUAAUGUUUAUCAAAACCUAUGUUUUUGCAUGACUCACUUUUGGUAACUUUGCAGAAUGGUUCAUUUACAAAGCUAAAUUCAAGUUACUGGAAUGUAUUGACUCGUUCAGUUGUGCACCUGCAUGCCAAAUCUUUGGGUAUUUAGCUUUGUUAGUGUUCUGUAAUCCUAUACGUAGGUUGGAACAGAAUUUUCUGUUUUUGCUAUGCUAUUGCCUACUGAAGGAAGAGGGAAUAGGGGCUGGGGGGGUAUGUGGAAAGGGGAAAGGUGUAAAGAUAGUGCAGUAGUGUAAAGAUGGGUGGGUGAGCAGGGCACGAGCUCCAGGCACUGUCUAAUGGGGGUGGUAUUGGAAUAAAGUUAAAUGGUUCCUUUCCAUCCUCAUUUGCCCUCAUGUCCCUCACACCUUCCCUGCAGUGGCUUCAGCUCUGUUUCUGACAAUGGGGUGGGGAGGGCAGAGAAGCAGCAACACGCGCUGCAGGAGCUGCACCCAGAGGUUUGCUACUGCUGGGGGGAGAUGUCGCCUCCUUUACUGUCAAAAACAGUUUUUCAGCUUCUUGAUGCAGUAAAAAAGGAGGUGACAUCUCGCCCAGCAACAACAAACUACACAUGCAGCUCCUGCACUGCCGCUGCUGCUCUGCCAUUCCCAGUGCUGGAGCCAGAGCUGCUGAAAGGAGGGCACGUGGUGUGUGGGAGGGGUGCAAUACUGGGCAAUUCCACCUCUGAACAACAGAGCCAUUCUCUAACUUGUGAUCCCCUUGCAUAGAAUUCUCUGGGCUACAGUACGCUCAGGGUAUGACUGCACAAGCAAGAGACUGCAAAGCAAGUCAUCUUACAUCUAUUCCACAAAAACUCCCUGUGUGCACACACUCGCUAUACAAUAUGUACAGAGGAGUUUACCCUACUUUCAUUGCCAAGCAAACAGUCUUGCACUUAUUGCAGGGUAAGAGUAUGCACAGAGACACAGUUACCACAGAAUAACUGAUGUCCUUCAAAUGAAUAUUCUAGCUUGCUUCAUGGGAACUUGUCAGUGUAGCCAUACCUUCACUCGUGUACCAGUAGCAAUCUAGGUACAGCAGCCUUAGAGGUCAGCAUGGGCUAACUUACUCAGGUUCUCCACAGGAUAGAGCUCCUUGCUUGGAUGACUGGACUGCUACUGAGCUAGCCUGGGGUUCUCUAUUUGUGUGACUGCAGUGUAGACCAGUGCUUCUCAGCCAUGGCGCUGUAGCACCAUUGGGUGCUUUCAGGUUCUUUCAAGGGUGUCACAGGUUUGCACACGCUAGGUGUGCAAACAUGAUUCACAAGAUUAACCUAGAGAUUUCAUAUAGUUAUCCAUAGUGGUAAUAACAUUCUGACCUGUUGUGGUCUUUCUGAAUUAUUUGCAAAUUGCUCAUGUUUUUCUGUAGUCCCAAAUGAGUGGAAACUUAAGAACUGGUGUUUCCCAACUGGCCUUGAGUCUAAGGAAGAGUGUGUCAAGUCUAAAAAAGGUUGUAAGCCACUGAUUUAUCCAUACCCUGCAUUGUUGAUUUGAUCGCAGCCCCCAAGGUCUGCACAGACCAGGAGUUGUUAACCUGUUGGCAACGUAGCAACUUUUCUAGUAGUUAAGGGUAAAGAAAAAAUGUAUUAUUGAGGGUAAGUAAAUGAAAUUUAGACAAGGACAACGGGGGUGGCUUGGCAACUCCAAGAACAGCACUGAGCUACACAGGUCAGAGGGAAGGAGAAUAGAGCUAAUUGAUAUCAGCCAACCUAGUAAGCUAUACCAGUGUUUUUCAACUUGUGGUCUGCAGACAUGUCUAUGGGGUCUGCAAUAGAUGACUAUGAUCAAUCAAAAGUAUGUGAAUACCCAGUUAAAAUUCAAAGGAGUCUGCAUUCCAUUUGAAAUUUCCAAAGGGGUCCACAAAUGAAAAAAGGUUGAAAACCACUGAGCUAGUCAGUUGACAAGAGAUAAGUGAGGAGGAAGUGGCACAUGUCAUUGGAGCAUGCUCAGAUUACCAUUACAUGUAUCCACCCCAAAACAGUGUGCUUUCUCUUGGCAACUUGCCACCCAGAACAAUAUCUUAAAAGACAAUAGUGUGAAUCUUGGCUUGAUCCAAAUCCUGUUGACUUCAGUAGGCUUUGACUCUGGCCUAUUGUUCCAUAAAACUGGAGUUGUACAAACUGGGUUUUCCACAGUAAGUUUACAUGAAACAAGUACCUGCUCCCACUGGCUUGCAUGGCAGUUCACAGCCUUGGAACUUACUGCCCUUACCAGGCUGUUCCCUACUGGCUAGAAGGAUUGGGGAAACUGGAGUAAAACAUUUUGGGACAUUCAAAUCUUCAGAAGUGCCUAAAUGACUUAUUCCCAAUGGAUUUGCCAGCCUUGUUAGUUACAUUAGGGAAGACUUGGGCUCUCAAAUUAGAGAACUAAGCGGAAAACUAUUAAGUAUAAUACUUGAAAACAGAAUAGAUGAAAUGCAGGGAAACACCUUCAGAUGACUGCAGCAAGAAUUAAUUAUAAUUACUCAAGAGAAUGAGUCCAUGGUUUGAAAAACUGGCAGUCACACUUUCUAGUCAGGCAACUGAAUUUUGGAACUUUACCUGCCCCUGCCAAGGGAAUAGAUGUCUCCUGCUUCCUUCCCCAACCUGCAUGCAUCAUAGAAAAAUCAAUCUAACAGAUACUUACUGAACCUAAUCUUGAUAGUUCCAGUUAGAAACAAGGAUCAAAUAAUUCAACUGAGACUACAAUCUCCUGGACCCUGGCCCUGUUUUGGUGCUGAAGCACUGUGUGUGGGGGAAGGGAGGAAUUGCAUUGCUGUGUGUAAGCUAAAACUGCCUUGUGUUGUGCUAUAUAUACCUGGCUGGGCAAUGGAAGUGGCUCCAGCAGUAAUUCCCAUAAUAAAUUAGUACACCUAGGUUAGUAUUUCCUUUUAUUAAAGAAAAAGGAUUGCUGCAGCUUGUACCUAUCUUUUUAUAUGGAUGAAAUCUAAAAGGAAACAUUCCUGUGAUGUAAGCUAUUGGUUGAUGAUAACUGCUCUAAAAGCUGGACCAGAUACAGUUCAGUUUGUAUAAACUGUAUUUUAUAUAUCUUGUUUUUUAAAAAGGAAAAAAUAAAAUACCCUACUUCUCAUAUGAAGAA